Malania oleifera is the source of this 1829-nucleotide messenger RNA. Its product is annotated as probable BOI-related E3 ubiquitin-protein ligase 3. Bases 717 to 1577 code for a protein of 286 amino acids. The transcript has 2 exons. Gene Ontology annotation, molecular function: ubiquitin-protein transferase activity. The record is from RefSeq and is a predicted model, not a curated record. NCBI's taxonomy places the organism in Eukaryota, Viridiplantae, Streptophyta, Magnoliopsida, Santalales, Ximeniaceae.
UCAUCACGCAUUCUUUACUCUGUUUCAAGAAAAGGAAAAAAAUAAAAGAAGGAAAGGAAAAUUGACCAUAUCACAGGCUCACCCACUUCGGAUUUGAGAAUUGAAUUGAAUUUCUCAUUCAACAAACGCCUCUGUUAUCUCUGACCCGAAAGUUUAGUCACAAAAUCUGCAUGUGUACGUCGCUGCUUAUCGCGUCCCAUACAUCCCUCUUUAUUGCAUCAUGACAAAUAAAGAUGAGAGAGAGAGAGAGAGAGAGAGAGAGAGCUCCAGCGUAGCUUAGGAUUCUCUCUCCCCCCGCCUCACUAUCUCUCUCUCUCUCCUUUUCAGUUUCUUUAAUUCAAUCAAAUUAUCCAUAAUUAAGUCCCACGAACUUCCAUAUAUAAACACGCCCUCUCCCCCUCCCCCACUUCUGUUUCUAUAUGUUCCUCCCAAUCGCAGCGGACCCAAUACUCAGCAUAUCACAGAGCAAGAGAGAAACAGAGAGAGAGAGGAGGAGAAGAAGGGGGUCAUGCAGCUUUUCUGAUUCAACAAGAACAACCCAUUUUGGUUUGGAGUGGUUUGGUUUGGAGAUUUGAGAAAGAAAAGGGAGGGUUGUUUGUUUCGGGUUUUUGUCUUGGGUUUUGUUUGUGUUGGCGGCUUGGCGGUGGUUGCUGAACUGGUUUGGGUUUAUAUAUAUAUAUAUAUAUAUAUAUAUAUAUAUAUUUACAUAUAGAGAUAUGGCUAUUCAAGCGCAGUUUCAGUCUGAUAAUCUAGGGUUAGGGUUUCCUUUGGGCGGCUCACAGGAUUGGAUGGACGUUAAUGGGUGUGGGUUCAAUGAGUUUUGUUUCAAUCUUCAACAGAAAUACCAACACCAAAUGCAGCAGCAGCAGCAGAAAAACCAACCUCUGUUUUUUGACAACAGUCUUCUCUUCUCCACUUCAAAGCCCAAUUUCUCCACUCCCAAUCAUCAUUCCAUGGCGCUUUCUUGGAGCUUUGAAGCCCAGGCUGAAAAACAGAGGCAGGAGAUCGAUCAAUUUAUCAGCUUGCAGAACGGGAGAUUGAGAUUGGCCUUGCAAGAGCAGAGGAGGCAGCAACUAGCAAUCCUGUUGAGCAAAUUCGAAUCCAAAACACUGCCUCUGUUGAGACAGAAGGAGGAAGAGAUAGCGCAGGCCGCCAAGAGGACGAUGGAGUUGGAAGAUUUCUUGAGGAGAUUGGAGAUGGAGAACCAGGGGUGGCAGAGGGUGGCGAAGGAGAACGAAGCCAUGAUUCUGUCUCUUAACAACACGCUGGAGGAGCUGAGGGAGAAGGCCUGCGGAGGGUUCUUGGCCAAUGGAGCAGAGGACGCAGAGUCUUGCUGCGAUGUGAACAGAGCAGAAGACAGAGAGGAGGGAACAGGGGAAAACAGGGAAAUUGAUAAUGGGGAAAAACAGAUGACAAGAAAGUUGAUGGUUUGCCAAAGCUGCAAUUCUCGGAGCUCGUGCGUGCUGUUCCUCCCCUGCAGGCAUCUCUGCUCGUGCAAAGCCUGCGAGGCUUUCCUCGAUUCUUGCCCCGUUUGUAGAACGGGAAAGAAGGCUACCAUAGAGGUGCUAAUUUUCUAGGAUAAUUUUUCCAGGAAAAAAAACAGGGGAAGGGCAGUGAUUCAAUGAAUGAAGCUAUAAAAAUGGGCUGGAUAGGAUUGAAUUGAUGGGAAUCCAGAAGAAGCAGGGGAACAGGAAGAGGAAACUUUUUUUUUUUUUUUUUUUCAAUUUAUGCACUGUUAUUAGACUUUUGUUUCCUUUCUGGGGGCUCUGUUUUCAGAUUGUACUUGUACUUCAAACAACCCCAAAUCAAUUGAACAGAAAAUUACAGUA